UCGGCGGGACGGGACUGUGCCGCUCUCUCUCCUGAUCUUCCCCUUCAUUCGGGGUCAAAUAAGUGUUGUAAAGUUGUUAAAAGAAAUAACAGGAUUUUUACCGAAAAAUGUUUUGUUGAGUACGAAGUUAUAGAGAAUGAUCGUGGUGUGUGGUGUAGAUUUCGCGAUGGAGUAAAAAUUAUAUACGUGUUUAAGCAGCCAAGCCACACGGCGUCGAAAAAGUUUUUUGGUUUACUCAGAAUAAAGAAAAAGUGCUGUGGAGAUAUACCAGUGUUAGUGAAUGUUAAAGAGGUGAUUUUAAGAUACAUGAAAGUGGAUUGUACAAAGGAUAACAAUUUUCAUCACUGGAAGAAAGCCCGACCAUGUAUGAUAGGUUAUGGUGUUGAGGUGGUGAUGGCGGGUGUGGUGAGCGCCGGGGGCAGCAGCAGCAAGGGGCGACGCCCCCUGGGUGCCCCCCACGGGACCAGCAGCAGCGGCUCCCCCAGGUCCUGCUCCUUCCCCGUUGGCGGCGGCGGCGGCCUGCCGUCGCGCGCAUUCAUGCGGCCUUCACUGCUCGCGCUCUGUCUGCUGACCGCUCUCGCUCUCGCCUCAGCGGAACAAGGUAAGCCACGGGAAGACAUGUCCCAGAAACCUGAUCUCCCUCGCCUUUCGUCGCUCGCCUUGGACGGGCACUCGGCUCGGCCAGGCUUUGUAUCGCCGGCAUAA
Molecule: messenger RNA, 705 nt
Organism: Penaeus chinensis
Lineage: Eukaryota; Metazoa; Arthropoda; Malacostraca; Decapoda; Penaeidae
Exons: 3
Coding region: 307-705 (132 amino acids)
Source: RefSeq, a predicted model, not a curated record